Molecule: messenger RNA, 657 nt
Organism: Acanthosepion pharaonis
Lineage: Eukaryota; Metazoa; Mollusca; Cephalopoda; Sepiida; Sepiidae
Source: the annotation of a GenBank genome assembly
AUGAUUAUUUAUCUAUCUCCAUUUAUUUACCUAUCGAUCAAACUAUUCCCGUUUAUCUACACAUUUCCACCCAUCUCCCUUUUUCUAUUUCUGUUUAUCAAAGUAUCCAUUCAUCUAUCACCCUUUAUCUGUUAUCUAUCUUUUCAUCUACCUCCUUUUAUCUGUUAUCUAUCUAUCUUUUCAUCUAUCACCCUUUAUCUGUUAUCUAUCUUUUCAUCUAUCACCCUUUAUCUGUUAUCUAUCUUUUCAUCUAUCUCCCUUUAUCUGUUAUCUAUCUUUUCAUCUAUCACCCUUUAUCUGUUAUCUAUCUUUUCAUCUAUCACCCUUUAUCUGUUAUCUAUCUAUCUUUUCAUCUAUCACCCUUUAUCUGUUAUCUAUCUUUUCAUCUAUCUCCUUUUAUCUGUUAUCUAUCUUUUCAUCUGUCUCCCUUUAUCUGUUACUGUUUAUCUAUCUAUAUAUCAAUCGAUCUAUUUACCUUUAUCUAUGUAUCUAUUCAUCUAUCUCCCUUUAUCUAUUUCUGUUUAUCUAUCUAUGUAUCUAUCAAUCAUCCUUUAUCUAAUUAUAUAUUUCCUUUUAUCUCUCUCUCUCUCUCUCCCCAUUUAUUUAUCUAUUUCUGUUUAUUUAUCUAUUUCCAUCUAUCUCUCUAUCUAUUUAUAA